UCUCGUAUUAUGUGAUUACCUUACCUUACCCUAGCUAAGCUACCUACCCAUCAAGUGUGAGGAGGUUUACCUAUCUUUCAUCCGGUACUGGGUUGGUUUGGAGGGUGAAUGGGCAAGUCGAAAAAGAGGAGAUCUCCUGCUACUGCUGCCGCCUCCGAAGAUGAACCAAGGAGUAGUAGUAAUAAGAAACACAAAGAUUCUCGUAAAUCAUCCGAUGGGAAGCCAGAGGAAAAGCACCGGCACAAACAUAAACGCCACAAGCGUGAUCGUCCUGAGAUAUCUAAUUUCAAGGAGCUUUCGGAUGCCGAUUAUUUCUUGAAGAACAAUGAAUUCGCUACUUGGCUAAAAGAUGAGAGAGACACUUUCUUCUCUGAUCUCUCUUCAGAGUCUGCGCGUAAACUCUUUUCAGAAUUCGUGAAAGCUUGGAAUAAGAAAAAGCUGGAUUCCAGAUACUAUGAUGGCAUUGUGACCGCACCGCGAUCAUCCCAUAAUUGGAAAAUUAAAUCAGAUGCGAAAGGAACUUGUAUCAAAUAGAGAGUGCAGGGGUAGUUGAGCGUCUGGAUCUUGAUAACGUUAGUGAUGAUGGUAUCAAAAACGGGGUGGAUGCAUUCUGGUUUGGUGAUCCUUUAAUAUGCAGAAUUUUGGAUUACUGUAUCAGUGUGUUUUAAACAUAACUUCAUAUGGGAUGAGCUUGAAAUUGUGGAACUGUCAUUGGGUUAGUUUUUUUGUAAUUGGUUCUUUAUAGUUAUCGGUCGGUCGGUCUAGAAUGUUUAAAUAGUACCAGAUGGUUUGGUUUGCGUUUUUGUCGAAA
This is a messenger RNA of Helianthus annuus (common sunflower), 811 nucleotides long. RefSeq names its product style cell-cycle inhibitor 1-A. The coding region runs from base 109 to 534 and encodes 141 amino acids. The transcript is spliced from 4 exons. NCBI's taxonomy places the organism in Eukaryota, Viridiplantae, Streptophyta, Magnoliopsida, Asterales, Asteraceae. The record is from RefSeq and is a predicted model, not a curated record.